Messenger RNA from Chelonia mydas (Green sea turtle), 2166 nucleotides. RefSeq lists its product as uncharacterized. NCBI's taxonomy places the organism in Eukaryota, Metazoa, Chordata, Testudines, Cheloniidae. Bases 628 to 1407 code for a protein of 259 amino acids. The transcript has 9 exons. The record is from RefSeq and is a predicted model, not a curated record.
CCGUGACGUCAUCCGUCAGCGCCAGCCGCACGGUGUCACGUGGCCCGUGUGUCUCUGUGGUAGUGUCGGGACCCCGCCCCCCCCCCGCCAGCGCAUCGGUGUCUCUUCGUUGGUCCCGUGCGCGUUUGCUGCGGCCGGGGCCGGAAACCCCGGCAGGAGCCAACAAUGCCAAGAAAAAGAUGCGCAAGACCAACAAAAUUACCGUCUUCAGAAAAGAAAACCAGGAGAGAAAUUAUUGAUAAAAGGGUGGCGUACACAAGGAUAUACUUGGGGAAUCAAAUUGGCCGAUGGCUGACCUUAAGGGAAAAACUGGAUUUCAAAAGUGACACAGACCUUGCAGGAUUUUUGCUGGAUCUCUAUGACAAUGAUGAUCCAUUACCUAAAGAAGCAGUAAUCUCCUUACCUGAAGAUAUGAGAAUUGUAACUGCAAAAGAAGAAAGAGAUUUACAUGACGACUCCUCUUCAGCAGAGAUUGUUGGAAUAUGUGACAGUGAGGACCAACUGACUGCAGAAUCAGCCUGUUCUUUACCACAAAGUAGGGGAAUCAGAACUGUGAAAGAAGAGAGGCAAUUGCAGGAUGACUCCUCUUCAGUACAGAGUGAUGAAAAAUAAGUCAGCAUUCAUACAAUGAGGUUUCCUGGUAUUCAGGUGAAGAUUCUACUAUUGGCUCUGAAUCUGACCUUUCAGAAAGCGCUUCUCCGCGAUGAGCUUCCACGUCCUGCCGGCGGGCUGCCCGGGGUCCGCGCGGCCCGGACGGAUCCUUGGUCAGCGGCUGCGGCUCGACUGAAAUGCGAGACGCUUACAAUGUCGUUACCAGCAAAGAGGUGUGGUAGACCUCCUGUACUGUCCUGCUUGGAAAAGAAAAAGAGGAAGCAAAGUCUCGAUAGAAGAAGAGGAAAAACAAGAAUCUAUGUGGGAAACCAUAUUGAUAGAUGGUUGACACUUAAGGAAAAAUUGGAUUUCAGAAAUGAUGCAGAAGUUGCAGGAUUUUUACUAGAUUUAUAUGACAACUGUGACCCAUUGUCAAAAGCAUCAAUCUGUUCCCUGCCUGAAGAUGUGAGAAGAAUUACAGUGAAAGGGGAAAGAGAGUUACCAGAUGACACUUCUUUAAUAGCAGCGGAUGGAACGUAUGACAAUGAUGACCAGUUGUCUAAAGAAUCUACUUGUUCUGGACCCGAAGAUGUGAGAAUCAUAACUGUGAAAGAAGAGCGGGAUUUGCCUGAUGACUGUUCAACAGAGACCGAUGACACGUUAGUGACACUGUUGGUUUUGCAUGUUUUAUAUCUGAAUAUAUUAUUUUGCAUCAGUUUAUUAUCACUUUUAAUUUUGUUUAUUAGAAACCCAUACCACUCAUGCUCUUAUCCCUUGUUUAAAAACAACUUGAAUGUUUUUGGAUGGUCCAGAUGAGGGGAAAACCUGAAGUAUGUUGUGGGAAAGUUGAAAACCUCAAGGGGCACACACAGCAAACGUGCAUCUCUGUUUGCUGCCUUCCAUAAUUGUAUGUAAAGCUCACUGAUAAAACAAGAAAAUAUAGUGUCUCAGGUAUUUUACAGUGAAAUUGUCAGUAAAUUUUGAUACCUGUAGCAGAAUGCAGCCUGCAGACUAAUGCGAUUUUUGUGCGUGCAGUUACCUUUGCUCAAAAGACAAAUGUUUCAUUGUUGCCUGUUUUGGAAUGAUGUUACAUACAAAGUGACAUGUUAACCUAUCUAAAAUAGUGCCGUGUUCCUCGAGGCAACCACACCAUCAGUCGACUCUACUGAUUUCUUUUACUGCAAUACCAACAGUAACUGAGGCAUUCACAGUUGAGAUCAAAGGAGCCUCAAAUAGGUAUGCUUGUCCAUUACUCUUUCUUUAGGUUUCAAUUAUCCACAACAGCGUUACUGAAUACAUUAAUUUGGUCCAUAUUUUAGUUAUCUAACUUUCUUUAAAAAUGUAUUUUUAAUGUGUGCAGGGGACACUGAGAGCCUAGGACAUUACAAUGGCAUUGCAUGGUGUGUCCAAACCCCUCGCUAAUAUGGUGAAGUACGUAAGGCAUGAAGCAUGUGUUUGCAUGAAUCUUAUUUUCCACUAUUCUUUUUUGUAACUUUGUUAACUUUUCCUACUUUGAUUUUGACAGAUUAACAAACUGGAGUUUCUGAAAGUGAUUCCUCUUGUGAUUCAGAAGAA